AUGAUGAAAGUUGAUAAAGAUAGUAGGCCAUAUUAUCUUAGCGGAUUCCAUUGGACAGCGAUGUAUGCGAGGGCCAGAGAUUACAGGAAGGAGCUGUUCCAUGUCUGCUGUCAACCAAACAUUCGCACCUGGAGAACCGAGAAAGCCAUUGAUUUAUCGAAUCCAGUGAAACUUGGCGAGGGAACAUUUGGAGAAGUCUUCUUGGUCAAAUUUGAAGCAAAAACCGUUGCCUUGAAGAUUAUUCCUGUUGGCGGUAAGAAACUGAUUAAUGGUGAUCGGCAAAAGACAUUUCGUGAAAUUGUCGCUGAAUUGAUCGUUUCAAAAGAACUUUCGGAUUUGAAUCGCUAUGAAGAUGGCUUUUCAACGGAGGGCUUCAUUAGGCUCAUGGGAACUGCUGUUGUUAAAGGAAUAUAUCCAAAAACAUUAGUAAAAGCAUGGGAAGAGUAUGAUGAGCAGUACAAAUCCGAAAACGAACAUCCA
Molecule: messenger RNA, 480 nt
Organism: Gongylonema pulchrum
Lineage: Eukaryota; Metazoa; Nematoda; Chromadorea; Rhabditida; Gongylonematidae
Source: the annotation of a GenBank genome assembly